CCUUUUGGGCCCUGACGAAAGGACUGAAGGAGGCCAGGCCACGUACGGCGUAUGCAGCUAGAAGCCGGCGGGCAGCAGGAUAGGCAGCCGAUUUCAUCGUCUCCCUCGGCGAAGCUUCAGCUUCCCUUUCGCCGAACCCAACGGCAGCCAUGGCCGCUCCCUCCGCCGCCCUCUCCGUCUCCGGUGCGGCGCAUACAAAUUCAUUCGUCUGCAGGAACAAGAAGCUAAAGUCAAACAGAAAUCGUUUACAUCUUGCAGUUCCUUCAAGUUCUGAGAGUACAAAUUACUGUAGAAAGUUAACCAUCUGCAGAGCACAGAGUGAAGAUUCUAAAGGUGGGGGAGGAUUUUUGGCUGGGUUUCUUAUAGGGGGAGCAAUCUUUGGAACACUUGGAUAUGUCUUUGCUCCUCAGAUUAGCAGAACAUUGGAUUCUUUGUUGGAUGAAAAUGGACAAGAUAGCGAAUCUGAUGAAACUGACCUCCAGAGGGUGCCAAGACGGCAAGGUCAAUAUUAUGAUGAAGGUUUAGAGAAAACUCGUCAAACUCUGGGCGACAAGAUAAGCCAACUGAACUUGGCGAUUGACAAAGCUGCCUCGCGGUUGAAACGUGUCACUGGCAAUGGGGAGAAUGAGGCACUGAAAGACAAAACAGAAAUUGGGAUUUCCUCAUCGAGCGAUGACGAGCAUGUUGUGGAAAACGUAAACGAACAUGGUUUUGUGCAAGGUGAAAGUGCUACAUGAUCAUCAUGCAGAAAAAAAGUGCAGCAAUAGAGCUGCAGGUUCAUCAGGGAAAAAGUCUGGAUGCAAACUGGAGAGAUGAAGCUGGAUGGUAUGUUUAACCAACUGUAGCAAGGAAACGAAUCGCAUUAGCAACUAGUACCUUUUUCUACUAGUGCGAUUUUCUUUAAAGUUUUUAGCCGUCGUGUUGAAGUCGUAGUUCUGUGAUAAGCAGAGGAAACCAAGGAGUUGUAUGGAUUAGCUUGAUGCAGUCAAUGUACUUUCUAUUUGUUUGGUGAUGCUAUAGACGUUUCGUGAUUUCGGAUGUU
This is a messenger RNA of Sorghum bicolor (sorghum), 1042 nucleotides long. RefSeq lists its product as uncharacterized. NCBI's taxonomy places the organism in Eukaryota, Viridiplantae, Streptophyta, Magnoliopsida, Poales, Poaceae. Bases 150 to 737 code for a protein of 195 amino acids. The record is from RefSeq and is a predicted model, not a curated record. The transcript is spliced from 7 exons. Gene Ontology annotation, cellular component: chloroplast thylakoid membrane; chloroplast inner membrane.